Messenger RNA from Physella acuta, 2054 nucleotides. RefSeq lists its product as uncharacterized. Lineage: Eukaryota; Metazoa; Mollusca; Gastropoda; Physidae. The record is from RefSeq and is a predicted model, not a curated record.
CACCGCGAAUCUAUGGCGACGGUUCCAAAUGAAUAGGCAUGGUCUGGGUACGGUGAAAUGAAUUCUAUUCGAGAUUUGAACGGGCCGGUGCUUAUAUAACAGUCUGUGUGUCGUAACAAGAGUUUGACAGAAGCAGACACAUGAAAUCAGCCUGGUAAUUAAAUCAACCAGUUAAAGAUGACCGAGGGAUGACCGCGGGGACUGGAAAUGGACACGUCAGCUAUUGGACUUAUCGCUUCCUCCUGCGUCAUCUUGUUUCUUAUCUUUGUGCUGGGCGUCAUCGUGUCAUAUAACUGCUUCAGACGCCUCGAGUCCCGGAAGACGUCAUUGCCAAGGUCACGUGUUCAAGAAGUCUCCGAGUGGGCGAGAAAUGUCCAGAGUUCGACCAGCACGUUUGACCAGCACCUGGACCCUCCCUUCCGUGCCAUGAACGGCUACAGGCCAAAGAUCCUCGGCCGAGCGGAGAACGAGUACGUCUUCCACGAGACGUCAGACACCUAUGACGUCAGAAAGGGAAAACACCACAGAGGACGUCACCACAAAACUGAUGACGAAGUUCACAAAACCGUCCGCAACGGCAAGGCGAUCUCGGUCAUCAACGUGAAAGGGGAGACCAAUCGCGUGGUCAGCGGGACCAUCAUGCCCCGCGAGAUGAACGGGGACAGAGACUCCAACCGGAGCAGUGGUCAGUUCGUGCAUGGCCAGAUAGUCCACGAAGACACCGGACGGGUGGGUGACGUCACAGGGGUCGCUCCCACGGUCCACGUCAUCAAACAGAAGGUCAAGGUAGGGGAGGACGGACGUCUCGUGAUCUCCAGCACGGAGCAGGGCGAGUCUGCGCAUGCGCAGCGGGUGUACGGGCAUAUCGAGACGCCGGAAGUUGUCAGAGGCCACCACGUCGGACAUGGCUACGACGGGGAUUACGAAACUGUGGACGUGGUGCAAGGCAAGACCGACGGUCCUCAACUCGUGUAUGGUCACCACAGCCGACAGCAGUCCGGCCCCACACACCAGGGCCCCACACACCAGGGCCCCACACACCACGCUGGCCCCUCACACCAGGGCCCCUCACACCACGACCCCACACACCACACGGAGCCCACACACCACAAGGAGCCCUCACACCACAUCAACUCCUCGUACCAUACCCUGGAAGGGGCUGUACCCGAGAUUGUGGUCAGCCCCUCCACCUCCCACCCUCCCCAGCAUGAACACUGGAACUCUGACGAUAGUGAUGACGGCUCUGAUGCCGGCAGACACAGGCUCGGUUCGUUCUCUGGGGACAAGGAGAACUAUAAAGUUAUAAAGAAACAUUCAACACCUAAAAUACCCGACUGGGUGAUUAAAUCUGUAACAGCUCAGGCAGAAGAGCGUGACGUGGACAGUGACAUUAGAGAGACGGCCUUGAACCUGGAACACAGACUCAGCACCACAGAACACAGGGAGUCCGUCUCAGAGAUCCAGAGGCGUCUCACGUCUUCGCCCUAGACAGUAGCUACCUUAGAAGAUUCAAAUGCCAACCCACCACCAUCACCAAACAAUCGCUGACUUGGAAGACUCGAACUCCAACCCACCACCAUCACUAGACAGUUGCUGACUUGGAAGAUUCGAACACAAACCCAUUAUCACUAUAUAGUGUUGUUUUUCGUGCUAACAUUCAAUCGAAGUUCUUCCUGCUAAUUUAAGCAAUAACAAGAAUAAAAGUCUAUUUCCUCUGAAUGAAAAAAAAAGAAAAAAAAAAAGAAAUAAAAAGAAAAAAGAAAAAACAACAACCUACAGCAUAAUGUAAGGGAGAAAACUCAAAUAAAUCCAAAUAUCUUCGAGUGCAGUAACAAUAACUCUGUUAAUCAGUCAGUUGAAGAAUUGACAAAAUAGAGCAUCCUGCUUGUUAAUCCACCAAAGUGUAAGCUCAUGUUGUUGAUGUUUUAAAUUUUCUGAUUUAUAAAAUAAAUAUAUUAUUUAUAUACCCUGAUAACUUUGUACAAAUUGUACAUAAAAUAUUAUAGCUAGCAUUAUAUUAUCUUCUUUGGAUAACUAAAUUUACAUUUCAUAAC